CGCGGCGGAGACGGUUGCGCUCGUUCGCUCGCUCGCGGUCUCGGCGUCAUGGCGGCGGCCGGCGGCCGAUAAGCGGCGGGGCGGGAGCGCGGACGGAGGAGGCGCCCUCGGUGACUCAAAGAGGGCCCCAGGAAAUCCGUGUAUGUUGAAGAAAAUUCAUCUUUGAAAUUUUGAUAUCUGAGGAAGUCAGCAUUUAUAUUCAUCUUUUAUUAACCCGAGACUUGUGUUAUAUUUAAAACUUCUUGAUAUUUACAAUGAAUGGACACAGUGAUGAAGAAAGUGUUAGGAAUGGCAGCGGAGACUCAAGUCAGUCAGAAGACGAUUCCGGCUCCAGUUCUGGCAGCAGCAGCGAUGGAAGCAGCAGCCAGAGUGGCAGCAGCGACUCUGACUCUGGCUCUGACUCAGGAAGUCAGUCGGAGUCUGAGUCAGACACAUCCGGAGAGAACAAAGUUCAAUCAAAACCACCAAAAGUUGAUGGAGCUGAGUUUUGGAAAUCGAACCCCAGUAUUUCCGCGAUGCUUAGGAAGCAGCCCCAGCAACAGCCUCCGGCUUCAUCCAACAGCGGGUCCGAAGAGGAUUCCUCCAGCAGCGACGACUCGGACGACUCCUCCCGCGAGGUCGAGAGGAAGCAUAAAGAUGAAGACUGGCAAAUGUCUGGGUCAGGAUCUCCAUCUCAGUCUGGUUCAGACUCGGAAUCUGAAGAAGAGAGAGAUAAAAGUAGCUCUGAUGAGACAGAAUCGGAUUAUGAGCCAAAAAACAAAGUCAAAAGCAGAAAACCUCAAAGUAGGUCUAAAUCAAAAAAUGGGAAAAAAAAUCUUGGACAAAAAAAAAGACAGAUUGACUCAUCUGAAGAUGAAGACGAUGAAGACUAUGACAAUGAUAAACGGAGCUCCCGCCGCCAAGCCACGGUCAAUGUGAGCUACAAGGAAGACGAAGAAAUGAAGACAGACUCUGACGACCUCCUGGAAGUGUGUGGGGAGGACGUGCCUCAGCCGGAGGACGAGGAGUUUGAGACAAUAGAGAGGUUUAUGGAUUGCAGAGUUGGGCGGAAAGGAGCGACUGGUGCUACUACAACCAUUUACGCUGUUGAAGCAGAUGGUGACCCAAAUGCAGGAUUUGAAAAGAACAAAGAGCCAGGAGACAUACAGUAUUUAAUUAAGUGGAAAGGGUGGUCGCACAUCCACAACACGUGGGAGACGGAGGAGACCCUGAAGCAGCAGAAUGUCAGAGGAAUGAAAAAACUGGAUAAUUACAAGAAAAAAGAUCAAGAAACAAAACGAUGGUUGAAAAAUGCUUCUCCAGAAGAUGUAGAAUAUUAUAAUUGCCAGCAAGAACUUACAGACGAUCUGCACAAACAGUAUCAGAUAGUGGAACGCAUAAUUGCCCAUUCCAAUCAGAAGUCAGCAGCUGGCCUGCCUGACUAUUACUGCAAAUGGCAGGGCCUUCCGUACUCAGAGUGCAGCUGGGAGGACGGUGCUCUGAUUUCCAACAAGUUCCAGACAUGCAUUGAUGAGUAUUUUAGCAGGAAUCAGUCAAAAACUACUCCUUUUAAAGAUUGCAAAGUAUUGAAACAAAGACCAAGAUUUGUAGCUCUGAAGAAGCAACCAUCCUAUAUUGGAGGACAUGAGGGGUUAGAAUUGAGGGACUACCAGCUGAAUGGUUUAAAUUGGCUGGCUCACUCCUGGUGCAAAGGAAAUAGUUGCAUACUUGCUGAUGAAAUGGGCCUUGGAAAAACAAUACAGACGAUCUCAUUUCUGAACUAUUUGUUUCAUGAGCAUCAGUUGUAUGGGCCUUUUCUGCUGGUGGUUCCACUCUCCACCCUCACGUCCUGGCAAAGGGAGAUUCAGACGUGGGCGGCUCAGAUGAACGCUGUGGUCUACUUAGGUGACAUCAACAGCAGAAACAUGAUAAGAACUCAUGAAUGGAUGCAUCCCCAGACCAAACGGUUAAAAUUUAAUAUACUUUUAACAACUUAUGAGAUUCUGUUGAAGGAUAAGGCAUUCCUUGGUGGUCUAAAUUGGGCAUUUAUAGGUGUGGAUGAAGCACAUCGACUAAAAAAUGAUGAUUCCCUUCUGUAUAAAACUUUGAUUGACUUUAAAUCCAAUCACCGUCUGCUCAUCACUGGAACUCCUCUACAGAACUCCCUGAAGGAGCUCUGGUCACUGCUACAUUUCAUUAUGCCAGAAAAGUUUUCUUCAUGGGAAGACUUUGAAGAAGAACAUGGCAAAGGCAGAGAGUACGGCUACGCGAGCCUUCACGAGGAGCUUGAGCCAUUUCUGUUGCGCAGAGUUAAGAAAGAUGUAGAAAAAUCUCUUCCUGCAAAAGUUGAGCAGAUUUUAAGAAUGGAAAUGAGUGCUUUACAGAAACAAUAUUACAAAUGGAUUUUAACUAGGAAUUACAAAGCCCUCAGCAAAGGUUCCAAGGGCAGUACCUCAGGCUUUUUGAACAUUAUGAUGGAGCUAAAGAAAUGUUGUAACCAUUGCUACCUCAUUAAACCACCAGAUAAUAAUGAAUUCUAUAACAAGCAGGAGGCCUUACAACACUUAAUCCGUAGUAGCGGAAAAUUAAUCCUUCUAGACAAGCUGUUAAUUCGCCUGAGAGAGCGCGGCAACCGAGUGCUCAUCUUCUCUCAGAUGGUGCGCAUGCUGGACAUCCUCGCGGAGUAUCUGAAGUACCGGCAGUUCCCGUUCCAGAGAUUGGAUGGAUCGAUAAAAGGGGAACUGAGGAAGCAAGCUUUAGAUCAUUUCAAUGCUGAGGGCUCAGAGGAUUUCUGCUUUCUGCUGUCUACUCGAGCUGGGGGUUUGGGCAUUAACUUGGCCUCUGCUGACACUGUUGUUAUAUUUGAUUCUGAUUGGAACCCACAAAAUGACCUUCAGGCCCAGGCAAGAGCUCAUCGGAUUGGGCAGAAGAAGCAGGUCAAUAUAUAUCGCCUUGUUACAAAAGGCUCGGUUGAAGAAGACAUUCUUGAAAGGGCCAAAAAGAAAAUGGUUUUAGAUCAUCUUGUGAUCCAGAGGAUGGACACCACGGGGAAGACGGUGCUGCACACGGGCUCCGCCCCCUCAAGCUCCACUCCCUUUAAUAAAGAGGAGCUGUCAGCCAUUCUAAAAUUCGGUGCUGAGGAGCUUUUUAAGGAGGCUGAGGGAGAAGAGCAGGAGCCCCAGGAAAUGGACAUAGACGAGAUCUUGAAGAGAGCUGAGACACACGAGAACGAGGCAGGGCCCCUGACUGUGGGGGACGAGCUGCUCUCCCAGUUCAAGGUUGCCAACUUUUCGAAUAUGGAUGAAGACGAUAUUGAAUUGGAACCUGAAAGAAAUUCAAAGAACUGGGAGGAAAUCAUUCCGGAAGAUCAAAGAAGGCGCUUAGAAGAGGAGGAGCGGCAGAAGGAGCUUGAGGAGAUUUACCUGCUGCCACGCAUGAGGAACUGCGCGAAGCAGAUAAGUUUCAACGGGAGCGAAGGGAGGCGCAGCCGGAGCAGAAGAUACUCAGGGUCUGAUAGUGACUCCGUCUCGGAGCGGAAACGGCCGAAGAAACGUGGGAGGCCACGCACCAUCCCUCGGGAGAAUAUUAAAGGAUUUAGUGAUGCAGAGAUUAGGCGGUUUAUCAAGAGCUAUAAGAAAUUUGGUGGCCCUCUGGAGAGGUUAGAUGCGAUUGCUCGAGACGCUGAGUUGGUUGAUAAGUCAGAGACGGACCUCAGACGACUGGGCGAAUUGGUGCAUAAUGGUUGUGUUAAAGCUUUAAAAGACAGUUCUUCAGGACCAGAGCGAGCAGGUGGCAGACUCGGAAAAGUGAAGGGGCCAACGUUUCGAAUAUCAGGAGUACAGGUGAAUGCAAAGCUAGUCAUUGCUCAUGAAGACGAAUUGGUGCCUUUGCAUAAGUCCAUUCCUUCAGACCCAGAAGAAAGGAAGCGGUAUGCAAUCCCUUGUCACACAAAGGCUGCUCACUUUGACGUAGACUGGGGCAAAGAGGACGACUCCAAUCUGCUAGUUGGCAUCUAUGAGUACGGCUACGGCAGCUGGGAAAUGAUCAAGAUGGACCCGGACCUGAGUCUGACACACAAGAUCCUUCCAGAUGAUCCUGAUAAAAAACCACAAGCCAAGCAGUUACAGACACGUGCAGACUACCUCAUCAAAUUACUCAGCAGAGACCUUGCAAAAAAAGAGGCUCAGAGACUCUCUGGUGCAGGAGGUUCAAAGAGGAGAAAAACAAGAACUAAAAAGAAUAAAGCAAUGAAGUCCAUAAAAGUAAAAGAAGAAAUAAAGAGCGACUCAUCUCCGCUGCCUUCAGAGAAGUCUGACGAAGAGGACGAUAAAAUGAAUGAAUCCAAGCCUGAAAGUAAAGACCGAUCCAAAAAGUCUGUGGUGUCAGAUGCUCCUGUUCAUAUCACUGCAAGUGGAGAGCCGGUGCCCAUUGCUGAGGAGGCCGAGGAGCUGGAUCAAAGGACAUUCAGUAUUUGUAAAGAACGAAUGAGGCCGGUAAAAGCAGCUUUGAAACAACUUGACCGGCCUGAGAAAGGCCUUUCAGAACGAGAGCAGCUGGAGCACACCAGGCAGUGUUUAAUCAAGAUCGGAGACCACAUCACAGAGUGUCUGAAGGAAUAUUCCAACCCUGAGCACAUCAAGCAGUGGAGAAAAAACCUGUGGAUUUUUGUAUCUAAGUUUACUGAGUUUGAUGCAAGAAAAUUACAUAAAUUAUAUAAGCACGCCAUUAAAAAACGACAAGAAUCUCAGCAAAACAGUGACCAGAAUAGUAACGUUACUACUGCGACUCCUGUGAUUAGGAAUCCAGAUGUGGAAAGGGCAAAGGAGACCGCCAACCAUGAUGAGAGCAGCAGGGACAGCUGCUCUUCGGACCGACACUUGUCUCAGCACCACGACCACCACAGAGACCGCCAUCAGGGAGACUCCUAUAAAAAGAGCGAGUCCAGGAAAAGGCCCUACUCCUCCUUCAGCAACGGCAAAGACCACCGUGAGCGGGGCCACUACAAGCCGGACAGCAGAUACUAUAGUGACAGAGAGAAACACAGAAAACUGGAUGACCACCGAAGUCGAGAGCACAGGUCAAGUUUGGAAGGAAGCGUAAAGGACAGGUGCCAUUCGGACCACCGACUGCAUUCAGACCAUCGCUCAGGUUCCGAAUACACACAUCAUAAAUCUUCCAGGGAUUACAGGUAUCUCUCAGAUUGGCAGAUGGACCACAGAGCUGCCGGCAGUGGCCCGAGGUCACCUUUAGAUCAGAGGUCUCCGUAUGGCUCAAGGUCUCCAUUUGAGCAUUCAGCUGAACACAGAAGCACACCUGAGCACACCUGGAGUAGUCGGAAAACAUAACAGAUACUUGGUCUUUCUGGACUUUUAUUUUAGCCAUAGAUCAUAAACCAACACAGUGAUUGCCUUACAUGACUUGAAAGACAAACAGCUCUUCUAUCAGUGGCAGUAUUGUUACUUCUUUCCAGGACGCAAGGCCUAUUAUCCCAACAGAAGAGAAGAUAUUUUUAUAUUUAACGAUUAUGCUGCACUGUACUGCAAAUACUGUAGUACUUUUUUUUUCUUUUUUAAAGAAAUGGAAAAUGUUUACUAUAACAGGGACCUCAAACACUGCCCUCCCCGUAUAGGCUGAAUGAAACUGUUUAUAUGUCAGUGUUUUUAGACUGACUUCAUUUAAAUUAUGUUUGUAUAUGAACUUUGCUCUGACCUGUGAUCAUGUUUCAGGAAGGAAUGAAAGAGAGUUCUUUUCUUAAUUAAGGAAAAACACUCAAGGACUUUGUUCACUUUCCAAAGCUACUUGUUUACACUGUACCCUGCGACCACCUUGCCGCUUCCCAUCACAAGCUUGAAUAUUUAAACCCUGUACCUAUGUCUGUAAUAUAGCCGGGAAUUUCCUGUUUGUGAUUAUUAUUAUGCCUUUUUACAAGAAGAUGGCUGUAAAUUAUUGUAAAUGUAUUAAAGGAGCUCCUUCCCAGCCCUUCUCAGGCUUUUCUUGACUGUUCCUUUCCCUACCAACUCAGGCCUUCUUAUUAAAAAAAAAAAAUCAGUGUAAUAACACUUUUUAAUGAUUUGUCUUGAUGGAAUCAUUGUUUAGAAUGUAAAAAUGGGGAAAGGGGCCACUUAUUUCUUUUAGUCCUUUUCAUAUUGAAUAUUUUUAUUAGAUACCUGUUUUGCCACUCCUUUUGAAAGUCAAUAUUCUGUUUGUAGUUUUGCAAAAGAAAUGGGGAGGGUAAUGUGUGAAAUGUAAGCCUGAUGCUCUGGG
This is a messenger RNA of Acomys russatus (golden spiny mouse), 6243 nucleotides long. RefSeq names its product chromodomain helicase DNA binding protein 1 (gene Chd1). The record is from RefSeq and is a predicted model, not a curated record. The transcript is spliced from 36 exons. Gene Ontology annotation, molecular function: ATP hydrolysis activity; DNA binding; chromatin binding. Bases 255 to 5324 code for a protein of 1689 amino acids. Gene Ontology annotation, cellular component: chromatin; nucleus. Gene Ontology annotation, biological process: nucleosome organization; regulation of transcription by RNA polymerase II. NCBI's taxonomy places the organism in Eukaryota, Metazoa, Chordata, Mammalia, Rodentia, Muridae.